This is a messenger RNA of Triticum aestivum (bread wheat), 783 nucleotides long. Its product is annotated as actin-52-like. The record is from RefSeq and is a predicted model, not a curated record. NCBI's taxonomy places the organism in Eukaryota, Viridiplantae, Streptophyta, Magnoliopsida, Poales, Poaceae. Bases 1 to 783 code for a protein of 260 amino acids. The transcript is spliced from 4 exons.
AUGCCAACCCUAAACCGGAGGCUGCUCACGUGGAGCGACUCCGACAGGGAGGACGACGACGGCGGUGGUGGCGGAACGGCGGACAUCCUCGUCGAGGAAGCACGGUAUGGCGACCUGUGCGCCAGCCUCGUGGAUGACGUGCUCGUCCAGGGGUCGGACGGUCAAUGCCGUCGCGGCGGAGUGAGUGCAACGCCGGCGUCCAGCACGCGCAAGGCUUGUUACGCGGCGGCAGGGUUCCUCGCCGUCGGUUGCCUCUGCGCUUACCUGUCCUGGAGGCAUAAGGUCGACUCCAAUGAAGUCGUGCUCAUCUUUAAUUCCCAGCAAAAUACUGUCGGUCCCAUCCUUGCUGCAGGCGGUCACGAUCUUACGGAAUUCCUUACGAGGAUUCUAUUUGAAAAGGGUUACCGCUUUACAACAACUGCAGAGCGUGAAAUUGCAAGGAACAUGAAAGAGAAGUUUGGAUAUAUGGCCCUUGAUUUCGAGCGGGAGGUGAACUCCUCGUCAGUUGAAGAGAGCUACCAUCUACCUGGCCAGCGGGCAAUCAGGAUUGGUGAUGAGAGGUUCAGGUGCUCCAAGGUCCUCUUCGACCCAUCCGUGAUUGGUAUGGAAGCUCGUGGAAUCCAUGAGGCAAGCUAUGAUGCGAUCAACAAGUGCGACGAGAAUGUCUGGCAGGACUUGUAUGCCAACAUUGUCCUCACCGGGGGUUCAACAAUGUUCCCCGGCAUGGCUGACCGUCUGAGCAAGGAGGUCACCGCCCUUGCUCCCGAGGACAUGAAGAUCUAG